AGAGGAUCCACGAGCCAAAUAAUCUAUGCAGGCGGCCGCCAAGUAGUCCAUCCAUGUGGAGAAAAUAUAAAAAUGGGAGGCCCACUUCUAUUUUCAGGGCUCCCUCGUAAAGAGUCAAAAUCAAAGAGGGACAACUACAAUCUACGGAUAAUCCUCACCUUUGUGUAAUAUUCUCUCCUCCUCAUUCACAUCAAUAUCAAAUACAAAAUUUAAUGGCUGAAAGCUGGUACACCGAGACUUCCAGAGUUUUCGGAAUGGCAUAAAAACCUCACCUUCGCACAAAGAUAAUUUCAACCCAAUGCUCUGACCCAAAGAAUGUGUCUCUCUUUUCAUUUUAUUUGACUUCUUUGUUUUCGGACGUGAAAAACUAAUGAAACCGCGUUAAGUUUAUUUAUAACAUUUGUUUUACAUGCUUAAGGAGAAAAUGGCGUCCCCUGCCCUCCGCAAUAUUUUUCUUCGCCUUCCAAGUUAUGGCACUUUGGUUCAAUUUAUGGAGAGAUUCUGACGUUUUUGAGCCGAUGAACGUCUUUUGGAGGUGUCAGUCGUCCAGACCAGAUCGCAAGCUUGUUAACGCAUCCAAACACGGCCCAAUUCGGUGCAAAAUUGAAAGCGGAAAACGAAAAUCAUAAGAAUUGGAAAUUGGGUGGGAGUUCUCUUUGUUUUGUACCAGAGAAGGAUUCAAAUUUAAAUACAGCAGACAGUUUGCAUCUAAGGAAUGCAUCUCUCGUCUCUUUUUAAAGAAUUUUUGAUCUGACAAGCUCAGAUGCAGGUUCAGACUGUUAAAACAUGCAAGCGAAAGGAGUUACUUCAGAAGCUUUUAGAGUGAGUGUUUCAAGUGCCCCUAGUUCUUCAAGUCAAGGUUCUGCCCAAGAUGAUGCUGAUGCCUUGGGGGAUCUUUAUGUGUGGGGAGAGGGUAUUUGGGAUGGGUUCCUGGGAGGUGGAACUGAAAAAGGUGUGAGUGCUUCAGGUGCAAACACAGAUGCGCUUUUACCAAAGCCUUUAGAAUCAGCUUUCUUUUUAGAUGUUCACCAUAUUGCUUGUGGCAUUAGACAUGCUGCUCUUGUUACAAGACAUGGAGAAGUAUUUACCUGGGGGGAGGAGUCUGGAGGCCGUCUUGGUCAUGGAGUGGCUUCAGAUGUUUGGCAACCGCGGCUUGUUGAAGCAUUGGCUAAUAAUUUUGUUGAUUUUGUUGCUUGUGGUGAAUAUCACACAUGUGCAGUCACAAUGACAGGUGAGUUGUUUACAUGGGGUGAUGGUAGCCACAAUGUUGGUCUUCUUGGACACGGUAAUGAUGUGAGUCAUUGGAUACCAAAGAAGAUUUUUGGUACUCUAGAUGGAAUCCAUGUCUCCUCUGUUUCUUGUGGUCCUUGGCAUACAGCAUUGGUAACCUCUACUGGGCAGCUGUUUACAUUUGGUGAUGGAACAUUUGGAAUCUUGGGUCAUGGGGAUCGCAAGAGUGUGUCAUAUCCAAGAGAAGUGGAGUCUCUAAAGGAUCUAAGAACUGUUGGAAUUGCUUGUGGUGUGUGGCACACUGCUGCAGUGGUAGAGGUCAUUGUUGGACAUUCCAGUGCAAGCUCCUCAGGAAAAUUGUUCACAUGGGGUGAUGGAGAUAAAGGUCGACUUGGUCAUGGGGAUAAAGAGAUAAAGCUUGUACCGACAUGCGUGCCAGCACUCAUAGAUUAUAACUUUCGACAACUUGCAUGUGGUCAUAGUCUUACUGUAGGCCUGACAACUUCAGGUCAGGUUUUUACAAUGGGAAGUACUGUAUAUGGUCAGCUUGGGAAUCCCCAAUCUGAUGGCAAGUUGCCUUGUUCGGUAGAAGGGAAACUGGCAGAUGAGAGAGUUGAGGAGAUAUCUUGUGGAGCAUACCAUGUUGCAGCUUUGACGUCAAAAAAUGAGGUUUAUACUUGGGGGAAAGGAGCUAAUGGAAGAUUGGGCCAUGGGGAUGUAGAAGAUCGCAAAAUACCUACACAAGUUGAGGCUUUAAAAGAUAAACAUGUCAAGAACAUUGCUUGUGGCUCCAAUUUUACUGCAGCCAUAUGCCUUCACAAGUGGGUUUCAGGGGCAGAUCAACCAGUGUGUUCAGGAUGCAGGCAAUCUUUUGGAUUUACAAGAAAGCGUCACCAUUGCUAUAAUUGUGGUUUAGUUCACUGUCAUUCAUGUAGUUCUAGAAAGGCCAUGAAGGCUGCACUGGCACCAAAUCCAAAUAAACCACACCGUGUAUGUGAUUCUUGUUUUGUCAAAUUGAAGAAAGCAUCAGAACUUGCAAUAGUAUCUUAUAAUAACAAACGAAACAUGCUUCCUAGGCAUUUGAAUGAUACAAGAGAUAGACCAGAAAAAUCAGAAAGGAGAGGUUCAAAGACACAAUUGCUGACUCUGGAAGUAAAGACCCAUGGUAACAAGCGUGGUAAGAAGCUGGAAUCAUCAUCCCAAGUACUUCCUUUGCUACAGCUAAAGGAUAUUACCAUCUCAAACUUACUUGAUUCACAACAAGCACUAUCAAAAGCAGUUAUUUCAAUUCCACAGUCAAAAAAUAACUUACGAUCAAUAUCACCAUUCACAAGGAGAUCUAGUCCACCUCGUUCUGCAACACCAACUCCAACAAUGGGAGGCCUUGCUUCUUCCAAAGGUCUGGUUGAAGACCUUAAGAAGACGAAUCAAGUUUUGAGUGAAGAAGUCCUGAAGUUGCGAGAGCAGGUUGAGAUCUUGAGACAGAGAUGCAAACAACAAGAAUCAGAUCUGGAACAGGCAGCAAAGAAGGCGCAAGAAGCAAUAUCUUUUGCUGCAGCAGAAUCUCGUAAAUGCAAAGCUGCAAAGGAAGCGAUCAAAUCCUUGAGUGCACAGCUAAAUUAUAUGGCAGAGAAGAUGCCAGUUGGUGUCUAUGAGAACGAGAGGCCAAGGCCAGCUUAUUUGCUUGCCCCACCCUUGAAUGGUAUACACCAUACUACCAUUCUGAACCCAAAUCAGACAGUUGACACAGAAAUUCAACAUACAGUUCUUCCAGAAUAUGAACGUGUUACUGCUUCUACAACUGAUCAUGGUGAUGUGGCUGGUAUCAUUUCUCAACGUUCUUUUCACAGUGGUCCUUUAACUGGAGCUCAAGAUCACAUGGAACUGCAAAGUACAAGGUCUCUUAAUGAUGAUGAAAGGCAGAUUACAGCUCACCAAAGCAUAGAUAAUUCAUUGAAUAGACUUUCUGCGGGAGAGAAUGGUCCUGAAGUUGAGAGAGAGUGGGUUGAACAAGAUGAGCCUGGUGUUUACUUGACGCUCAUGUUACUCAAAAAUGGCACUAAAGGCCUCAGACGAGUGAGAUUCAGUCGCAAAAGAUUUAGUGAGCGGCAAGCUGAAGUUUGGUGGUCAGACAAUCGUGCAAGGGUAAUUGAAAAGUAUGAUGUUAGGGGGGUUGACAAGUCAGUGAAUGGGGGCUCCACACAGUCAUUGCCUUUCAAGGCAGAUAGUGUUGCAUCAUCACACCAAGUGUAACUCAGUAAACACAUGAUUUCAAGUUUUGAUUCCAAGUCUGCUCAUCUCUUCAUCUUUAACUCAGUUAUCAGGUGACAACAAAUUUUGAUUGAGAGAGUUAGUUGUUUUAAUGGACCAUGCCAUUUCCAUUGCUUGACAAAUAGUGUAACAAUUAUGUAGCACAUUAGCUGUGGAAUAAUUAAGUCACAUUAGCAAAUGGGAAAAAUGCUAUGAAUUUUACAAGUGGCAUUCCAUGAGUUUAAUGCUACACCUUCAAACAGCAUGUAGUGAAGCAGCAUGAACAGUUCUUAUUGAUAUUGGCUGCAUUUAAUAGGCUGAUGCUGCUCUUCAUCUUGCUUGCAAGUUCGAAGUUAAGGAAGCAUUUCACCCUGAUUUUUCAGAGAUAUUGAGAAAGAAGAACGCAGCAUCCAUUGUAUUCCACAAUUGUAUCAGAAGCAGAUUUAAUCCAAGCAUGUUAUACCUAUAGUCAGCACUGAUAUAUAUUGCAAUCAUUUGGUAGAGUCCAGACAAAGUUACCCAUCGUUCUUGUGCUUCUGAAGAGAGCAAGUUCUUAGAUUGUAAUGGGAGGCAUUCUUGUAUGAUAUAUAUUUAUUCAAUCCACAGAACAAAUUUAUAUUCAAUGAUCUUGACCACCAUUUGUGGUGAUCGUAAAUUGUAAUAUAGGGCUGUGUAGGUUGCUACACUGUCCUAUUGUACACACUAUGCAAUCAAAUGCUGCUCUUGUGCAGAUUUUCUUAGCUAUUUGGUGUGCAGCCAAAAGCUAUUC
This is a messenger RNA of Cryptomeria japonica (Japanese cedar), 4249 nucleotides long. RefSeq names its product PH, RCC1 and FYVE domains-containing protein 1. Gene Ontology annotation, molecular function: metal ion binding. Lineage: Eukaryota; Viridiplantae; Streptophyta; Pinopsida; Cupressales; Cupressaceae. The coding region runs from base 787 to 3483 and encodes 898 amino acids. The transcript has 5 exons. The record is from RefSeq and is a predicted model, not a curated record.